Messenger RNA from Tachysurus fulvidraco (yellow catfish), 3180 nucleotides. RefSeq names its product cilia and flagella associated protein 53 (gene cfap53). The record is from RefSeq and is a predicted model, not a curated record. Bases 138 to 1685 code for a protein of 515 amino acids. NCBI's taxonomy places the organism in Eukaryota, Metazoa, Chordata, Actinopteri, Siluriformes, Bagridae. The transcript has 8 exons.
AAGUGUGUGACGUCACAUUUGGUUGUCAUGGCAAUACUUCCCUAAACAGUAGGUUAGACGGAUUUUUCUUCUUUCGUGUUAUUCGUCAGUUUGAAAGUUUUUCUUUCGGUGAAUUAAUGUGAGGUCGCUGAUUAGACAUGCUGCUUGGACAGAAAUACAAACCCAAGUGUCGGGAAGUUACCGGCCCUACACCUCACUCAGUGGCAGUGCGAGCCAAACAGCCACCGAGCAGACCCUCCGAUUACCUGAUAGUGGAACGAAGGAAACAGGAUGCUGCUCACAAAAAAGUGCUGGAGUUUACCAAGGACCAAAGUGCCUGUGAUCGGAGAAUAUGCUGGGAAAGGAACACAGAUCAAAAGAUGGUGUCUGCCACUAUCGAGCGACGUGUCCAGGAGGCAAUGGAAAAGUAUGAGUUGAGCAUCGAUGAACGGAGAGAAAGGCUGCGUAAAAUGCUGCUGUCUGAGGAGAGAGAAUUGUUGCAAGAGAUGGACUCAAAGCAAGACUCUGUGCUUGUAAGGCAAGCCAGGAUGUGUGAGAGAGCGAAGUACCUGCAGGAGAAAAGAGAAAGUGAGAGGAAGAAGGUGGCUGCUGAGAAGCUUGAUCAACUGUUCAGAGAGCAGAGCGACGAGUUCCGGGCCUUGCAAAUGCGCCAGCACCAGGAUGAGGUCUUCACAGAGCGUGCAGCACAGAUCCAAACACGCAGAGAAGAGCGUCAACUGCAGCAGGAGGAAGAAAUGCUGUUUGCACAGCUGUGGGAAAAAGAUCGUCAGGCCAAAGAGCAGCGUGAGGACCUGAAGGUUCAGCGUCAGAAAGAGAACAACUUGCAGCAGUUGGCUUUUCUGCACAUUCAGAUGGAAGCUGCAGAGCAACAGAGGCUGCAGGCCAAACAACUCAAAGAAGAAGAGGCCCAGUUACUGCGAGAUCAGAGGGAGAUGUUGCGUCUGGAAGAGGAGCGAGAACACAGACAGAAGUUCCAGAAUCAGGAGAACUGGCGCAGGCAACUAGACACCUCGCUGCGUCUGAAAUUGAAACGCCUGGCACGAGAAGAGCAGGAAGAUCUGGCUUUGGACAUGAGCAUCCUGGAGCAGCUGCUCACAGAGGUGAAGGACGAGAAAAAAGAAGAGGUUCUUAGGAAGCUGGAGCUAGGUGAGGAGCAGAAAAGGUAUCGUCAGUACAUGGCGGAACAGCUGGAGGAGCAGAAACAGCACGAGGCUGAGACAGAGCAGGUGAUAGAGGCUGAGCUGCAACAGAUAUGGAAUCGCAGGGCUGAAAAAAACCGUCUGGUGAAAGAAGCCAGAAACCGGCUCAUGAAGGAUGUGCUGGACACACAGCGCUUACAAAUUCAAGAAAAGUUGGAUAGGAAUGCUCAGAAACAGGCUGAACUGGCUACGGAGAGAGAAGAGCUGAAUAGAAUAAUCCAGGAACACAAGCUGCUGGAAGAACAGAAAAAAACACGUCUCAGGGAAGCAUGUCGGGAAUAUAAAGCUGGUCUGUCAGCACAGAUAUUGGACAAUCAGCGCCUGUGUGAGGUCAAAAAGGCAGAGAAUGACCGGGAGGACAAAAGGUAUCUUAUGGAGCAGGAGAAUUUUAAUAAAAAGGUGAAGGAUUUGCUGUCCAGGCCGACAUCACAUACCACAGCAGUUCACCCUUUUAGAAGAAGAAGGGAUCAUCUAACGAGUAACUGAACCUGCUCAUAUCAAUAGCGUGAUUCUGUGCUGAGAAUUUCACACACACAGUAAAACUUCAGUGAGUUCUCCUGCACCUAAUAGGUGUUAUAGAUACAGUAUUUAUCUCACAGAAGUGAGUAAACCCCUCACAUUAUUGUCAAUAUUUUGUAUCUUUUCAUGUGACAACACUAAAGAAAUGACACUGUACUACAAUAUAAAGUGAGUGUACAGCUUGUAUAACUGUGUAAAUUUGGUGUCCCCUCAACACACAGCCAUUAAUGUCUAAAAUGCUGGCCACAAAAGUGAGUACACCCCUAAGUGAAAAUGUCCAAAUUGGGCCCAAAGUGUCAAUAUUUUGUGGCCACCAUUAUUUUCCAGCACUGCCUUAAACCUCAUGGGUGUGCAGUUCACCAGAACAUCACAGGUUGCCACUGUAGUCCUCUUCCACUCAUCCAUGAUGACAUCACAGAGCUGGUGGAUGUUAGAGACCUUGCGCUCCUCCACCCUCUGUUUGAGGAUAACCCACAGAUGCUCAAUAGUGUUUAGGUCUGGAGACCUGCUUGGCCAGUCCAUCAUCUUUACCCUCAGCUUCUUUAGCAAGGCAGUGGUUGUCUUCAUGGUUUCCUCAAUGAACUGUAGCUCCCUAGUCCCAGCAGACCAUGACACUCCCCCCACCAUGCUUGACUGUAGACAAGACACACUUGUCUUUGUAUUCCUCCCCUGUUUGCCGCCACACAGGCACACCAUCUGAACCAAAUAAGUUUAUCUUGGUCUUAUCAUAUCACAGGACAUGGCUCCAGUAAUCCAUGUCCUUAGUCUGCUUGUCUUCAGCAAACUGCUUGUGGGCUUUCUUGCGCAUCAUCUUUAGAAGAGGCUUCCUUCUGGGACGACAGCCAUGCAGACCACUUUAAUGCAGUGUGUGGCGUAUGGUCUGAGCACUGACAGUCUGACCCCCCACCUCUGCAGCAAUGCUGACAGCAUUCAUAUUUAGUCUAUUUCCCAAACACAACCUCUGGAUAUAAUGCUGACCACGUGCACUCAACAUCUUUUUAGACCAUGCUGAGACCUGUUCUGAGUGGAACCUGUCCAGUUAAACCACUGUAUGGUCUGGGCCACUGUGCUGCAGCUCAGUUUCAGGGUCUGGCCGAUCUUCUUAUAGCCUACACCAUCUUUCUGUAGAGCAACAAAUCUUUUUUUCAGAUCCUCAGAGAGUUCUUUGCCAUGAGGUGCCAUGUUGAACUUCCAGUGACUAGUAUGAGAGAGUGAGAGCGAUAACACCAGCAAAUGUAACAGCAAAUUUACACAGUUAUACAAGCUGUACACUCACUACUUUACAUUGCAGCACAGUAUCAUUUCUUCAGUGUUGUCACAUGAAAAGAUAUAAUAAAAUAUUUACAAAAGAAAUGUGAGGGGUUUACUCACUUCUGUGAGAUACUGUAUAUAAGCUGAUAUAAAGCAUCUUUGAAUUGUGAUGAAGAUGUGGUAAAGGAAUAAAUAAAAAACCUACAACCUC